This is a messenger RNA of Pangasianodon hypophthalmus (striped catfish), 1442 nucleotides long. Its product is annotated as CD276 antigen homolog. The record is from RefSeq and is a predicted model, not a curated record. Lineage: Eukaryota; Metazoa; Chordata; Actinopteri; Siluriformes; Pangasiidae. Bases 176 to 706 code for a protein of 176 amino acids. Gene Ontology annotation, biological process: cell surface receptor signaling pathway; positive regulation of T cell proliferation; T cell costimulation. The transcript is spliced from 5 exons. Gene Ontology annotation, cellular component: external side of plasma membrane.
CAGAGACAGCAGAUUGAGGAUGUGGGUACAGAGAAAGACAGACAGCAGAUGGAGGAUGUGGGUACAGAGAAAGACAGAGUUACACAGUGGCAGUUUGUUACAGCGGAGGGUGAGAGGAUGUGCAGAGAUAUCUUUCCUGCUGUUCUAAAGAAAAUCUGCACACACUGAGGGUACAAUGGACGCCAUGACCUCCUUUUCUUACAUCUACAUUGUCACCAUCUGUGUGGGCCUCCUCUCUGCAGAAGCUGAGAUCACUGUAUCUGGCCAAGUGGGGUCUACAGCUGUCCUGCCGUGUGAACUGCAGCGUGUAGGCACUGAAAUACAGCAUAUUAGGUGGAUCACUGAAUCUGAGACUGUGUUUGAGCGAUUGGGUGAUGAGAGCUAUCAGGGUGAGGGAUAUGAGGACCGUGUGGACGUCCCUGAGGAAGAGCUGCAUAAGAGGAGCUGUUCCUUGGUGUUGCACAAUCUGUCACUUACUGAUGCAGGUGUCUACACGAGCUACCAGACAGUGAGACGCUCCAAGAGCUCUGCCUCUGUCAAGACAAAAAGAGACCUGAUCAGCCGUGUUAAACUCUCAGUCCAGGAAAAACCUCCUGAAAACAGAACUGAAAUUCCCACAGAUGAUGCAGGAAUGAAGUGUCCUCACCCACCGAUCAUGGUCUUGUCCCUCAUAUCAUGUUUACUCCUCCAGUUCUUCUUUGCGUAAACCUGAGUGUGAAUUAGAGCUGUGCACAGGACUGUGUCUUUAUGUCUAAAGCACCACGUGGUGGAAGUGUUAUGUUUUUGUGUUGUUCUGUUCGCCUGCUUGAAUACACAACCUCCUGUCAGUCUGUGUGUUAUCUUUCAGAAGGUCAGAGCCAAAGCAUAUAGGGAGGAUCAGACAAAGAUCAAUCCUAAUGACCCCCAUAAAAGGUACAGGAAAGAGAGAAAAGAAAUGUACCCUGUCCACUUUAGGGUUACGGGAACCCAGCCCUGGAUCCAGGCCACAGGCAAGCGUCUGGUGACUGGGCCCCGCACAUAACCCAGUCGCUCUCAUCCUGAAAUGCUUUCUGCUCUUUACAUAGCUACACAACAAUUAGUUUAACACAAAUAUAUUUAGACCAGUUUUAAACAUAACUGGAAGAUAUAAGAACGUAUAUUGAAUCUAUCUUCUGUACUGCUUAAUAAGGUGUAGUGACACAAGGUACAUUUUUGUUGCAGAUGGUUUGAUGAUAUUGCUUUUGGCAGUGCUGUCCGACAGCUACAUAGACGCUUAAUUUCAUUAGCUUCAUUACACAAGCUAACCUGUUAGAAGUUUUCCUACAUCACAGUUGAAGUAUUAUUGUCAGGGUUUGCUGUUAAACUGCAAUGACAAGUGAUAUCCAUGACUGUAAGUGUUAUUGUUACUGAUGCUGUAUAUAAUCACUUUUGCUAAUAAAGGCACUUUGCUGAACAAGGAAUAA